Messenger RNA from Cyprinus carpio (common carp), 1916 nucleotides. It is a transcript of the gene dao.2, whose product is annotated as D-amino-acid oxidase, tandem duplicate 2. The transcript has 11 exons. Gene Ontology annotation, molecular function: D-amino-acid oxidase activity; FAD binding. NCBI's taxonomy places the organism in Eukaryota, Metazoa, Chordata, Actinopteri, Cypriniformes, Cyprinidae. The record is from RefSeq and is a predicted model, not a curated record. Bases 370 to 1413 code for a protein of 347 amino acids.
GACUGAUACACAUUAAGGUCAGUAGGAUUUUGACCAAAUAUAAAUUUUCCAGAGUUGCCCCGUGAAUGAAUUAAGCUAAAUAUAUUUGCUCAAGUGAAACUUUUACAGACCUCAAGAGGCCACUAUGGCUGGUUCUAAUCCGGUGGACUUUACCCCAUCAUCAAGCUUUGUGUGAAGACAACGAAUGAAUAGACUCAGUCACUUGUUGAUUACGUUAUGGGAGUUAGGUAAUAAAGAAUUAGUUAAUCAGUAAAUUCUGUUUUCUGCCUAAAUCCAUCUGUGAUUGCAUUGCACACAGCAGUGUAUAUAAGAGAGAGUGAAGAAGAGCUCGCAGGAUUGGAGAUAACAUCUGGUGAGCUUAAUUCCGACAUGAGGGUGUGCAUCAUAGGAGCGGGGGUCAUCGGCCUCUCCACCGCUCAGAGCAUCUACCAGCACUUCCACAGCAGGAUCAGCCCCCUCACCAUAGAGGUGUAUGCUGAUGUCUUCACUCCACUCACCACCAGCGACGGGGCAGCUGGACUCUGGCAGCCGUAUCUCUACGACAAGGGCAACGUGCAAGAAACUAAAUGGAACAAAGAGACGUUUGACUAUCUACUAAGUUGCCUCAGCUCUCCAGAUUCAGUGAAAAUGGGAAUCUUCCUCCAGUCUGGCUACAAUCUGUGCCCUGAACCCCUGCCAGACCCCUCAUUUAAAAAUGCCGUGUUGGGUUUUCGCCAGCUGACUAAAUCUGAACUAGACAUGUUCCCGGGAUACAGUUUUGGUUGGUUUAACACCGCUCUCAUGAUUGAAGGAAAGACAUACCUGCCCUGGCUUAUGGACUGGUUGAGACAAAGAAAGGUCAAGUUUUAUCAGAGGAAGAUUGGUUCAUUUAAAGAGCUGGCAGAUAGUGGUGCUGAUGUUAUCAUCAACUGCUCCGGUGUCCGAUCAGGAGACCUCCAGUCUGAUCCUGAGCUCCAGCCAGCCAGAGGACAGAUCAUCAAGGUAGACGCUCCCUGGUUGAAACACUGGAUCAUCACACAUGAUUCCUCAUCAGGAGUCUAUAACUCACCAUACAUCAUUCCUGGGAGUCGUUUAGUCACUGUGGGUGGAGUUUUCCAAAUAGGAAACUGGAAUCUGCAGAACAGUUCUGUGGACCAUAAAAACAUCUGGGAAGCUGCCUGCAAGCUUGAGCCCAGUCUACAGCAUGCGCGGAUAGUAGAGGACUGGACUGGUCUCAGACCCGCUCGCAGCAAAGUUAGACUGGAGAGAGAGACCAUACGAUCUGGACCAACCUCGUUUGAGGUCAUUCAUAACUAUGGACAUGGUGGUUUUGGACUGACCAUCCAUCGUGGAUGUGCUGAGGAAGCUGCUCGUCUCUUUGGACAGAUCCUAGAGCAGAAAGUCCUGCUAGCACACUCUAAAUCACGUCUCUAAUAGAUCUAUGCCUCUGGACAAAUGUUUAGACAUAUUAUCUACUGUAUCAAUUCUUAUUCUCAACAAAUCUAAUAACCAUUAUCAUACUGAUUCCACCAAGAGAUAAUGAAUCUUCAGAAUUUAAUACAUUUCUCUACAUAUCUCUGCACUAAUCUAUAAUAAAGAUACAUAAAGUCACUUCUUUUUUUUUUUUUUUUUGAAGCAUAAUUUAUUGUUAUCAUACAUGUACAUCCAGUGCAGUGGCAAGAGAUCUGUGCACACAGACACAAAACAAAAGGCAGGCAACUCUGCACUCACAGGAACAACUGCACACUUCCCAUCAUGCCACACACAUACCCACUGUACAGAAAUACAAAUAACUGAAUAUAGCUUUGAGCAGUCGAGCUAAAUAAACAAAGUGUGUUUUGAUGCAAGCCGUCGUUUGGAAAAUGCAUUUGGAGCCUGAUAUAGAAUAGACAAUAAUACAAUAAAUGUGACCUACAGACCUGUUCUGAUAUGAGCCA